GGGAGGCUGACAGGAGGUGAGGAGGAAGCAUCACACAUGCUUACCCUCUUCUCUCUCCUCUCCACACCUCCCGUGGUGGUCAUUGCAUGGUGUUAGGGCUGGGAGCUGAUUUUCCCCCAUUCACUACGAGAAACCAGCCAAGCCAGAAGGAGCAACAUCCUCCUCUUCUUCCUGCAAAGCGAAGCUUAUUUGAUCCUGUCCCAGAGAUAGGCUGGGAAGAGCCAUGGCUAUGCAGAACCCGGUGGAAAACCUGCAGAGUGAAGCCUCCUGCUCCAUCUGCUUGGGUUAUUUCCAAGACCCUGUCUCCAUCCACUGUGGGCACAACUUCUGCCGUGUGUGCAUCACCCGCUGCUGGGAAGGGCUGGAGGCACCUUUCUCCUGCCCACAGUGCAGGCAGACUGCCUUGCAGAGAAUUUUCCGUCCUAGCAGGGAGCUGGCAAAUAUUGCCAAAAUCACCAGGCAGCUGAGCCUGCGGGCAGGAGGAGAAGCAGCGGGAUGGAAUUUGUGCAAGCAGCACCAGGAGGCUCUGAAGCUCUUCUGCAAGGAGGACCAGCAGCCCAUCUGUGUGGUGUGCGACAGGUCCCAGGCUCACCGCUUCCACGCUGUGGUCCCUGUUGAAGAAGCUGCCCAGGAAUAUAAGGAAGAAAUCCAAGCCUGCCUACAGGCUUUAAAGGAGGAGAGAGAAAAAUACCUGGAAAGCAGAAAAACUGGAGUAAGGAAGAGCUUGUACCUGGAGAAAACCAAAAAUGAAGGAAAGAAGAUAGUGUGGGAAUUUGAGCAAUUGCACCAAUUUCUGAAGGACCAAGAGUGCCUCCUCCUGACUCAGCUGGCAAACUUGGACCAGGCCAUCACCAGGGUCCAGGAGGAAGCAGUGGCGAAGGUCUCAGAGGAGAUGGCCCACCUCGACACGCUGAUCUGGGAGAUGGAGGGCAAAUUCCAGCAGCCGGCGAGCCAAUUCCUGCAGGACAUCAGAAGACUCUUGAAUAGUUGUGAGAUGAUGAAGUUCAACCCUCCAGUGGAGAUUUCCUCUGAUCUGGAAAGAAGGCUUGAGGACUUUGCUCAGAGAAACAUCCUCGUGAGAGACACACUGAGGAGAUGCCAAGACAGCCUGAUGUUUAAAUUGCAAGAGCCAACCGAUGUGACCCUGGACCCAGUCACGGCUCACCCCAACCUUCACCUCUCUGAGGACCGAAAACAAGCCAGGGGCCAGUUGACACAGCAGGACCUCCUGGACAACCCGGAGAGAUUUGACUUUGAACCCUGUGUGCUGGGCUGCCAGGGCUUCACCUCGGGGAGGCAUUUCUGGGAGGUGGAGGUGGGGCAGGGGGGUGUCUGGGCCAUAGGGGUGGCCCGAGCAUCAGUCAAGAGGAAGGGACCGAUGAGCUUCACUCCCAAGGAGGGGGUCUGGGCACUGGAGGCUUAUCAUUCUCUCACAUCCCCCCGUGCCAACCUGCGCCUGAACCAGCUUCCCAGGAGGAUACGAGUUGCCUUGGACUAUGAAGGGGGGCGGGUAGCAUUUUUCAGCACAGAUGAUGAUGUUCCCAUCUUGGUUUAUACUAGAGCGUCAUUCAAUGGGGAGAGGGUCCUCCCCUGGUUCAAGAUGGGGAUAGGGGCUCGUUUGCAAGAAAUCACCCAAACCCCACCCUCAGAGGACCAGUCCAUGACCAGGCAGCUGAUAUCCCCUCUGGACUGGGUAGGGUUCAGGUUUCCCCUCUGGAUCUGCCCUUGAGACAUCUGCCAGACUGACCUUAACAAAAGGGACGUGUCCUGUGUGAUGCCAGCUGUUUGCUGUGGUUGCUCAAAACAUUGUGCUGAAGGAACUUGCUGCUCCUUUCCCAGUGGAGGACAUGGGAGCUUCGGCACCUGUAUGAUGAGGAUGGGGAGGUGGGUACACCAGUGAAGAGGAAAAACCAGCCAGUACAAGGUGAUGGAGUCAGCACAUCGGAAGGAAGGGAACAUUGAGGCGUUGAUCAAGGGUGGAGAGCACUCAGAACUUUGAGAUGUGGUCUCUUUAAAAUUAUUUUGCCUUUAAUGGACUGAAUAUUCCCUGGUUUAUAUCUCUUUCCAAAGUGUUUUCUUUCUGACAUCAAUGGCAAAGCACAUCUAGAGUCUGUUCUGCCAAGGGAGGUAGCCUUUUACGACAGACUGGCUUGGUUUGGGGAGCCGGUCUCUGUAUACAUUUCUGAUGUUUAUUUUAAAUAAAAGAACAUUUUUUUUU
Molecule: messenger RNA, 2218 nt
Organism: Falco peregrinus (peregrine falcon)
Lineage: Eukaryota; Metazoa; Chordata; Aves; Falconiformes; Falconidae
Product: E3 ubiquitin-protein ligase TRIM39-like
Exons: 7
Coding region: 224-1729 (501 amino acids)
Molecular function (GO): protein binding; zinc ion binding
Source: RefSeq, a predicted model, not a curated record